This is a messenger RNA of Saccoglossus kowalevskii, 1110 nucleotides long. RefSeq names its product nondiscriminating glutamyl-tRNA synthetase EARS2, mitochondrial-like. NCBI's taxonomy places the organism in Eukaryota, Metazoa, Hemichordata, Enteropneusta, Harrimaniidae. Gene Ontology annotation, molecular function: tRNA binding; zinc ion binding; ATP binding. The record is from RefSeq and is a predicted model, not a curated record. Gene Ontology annotation, biological process: glutamyl-tRNA aminoacylation. Gene Ontology annotation, cellular component: mitochondrion.
AUGCCAUGCAUGGGACUAUGCCAUGCAUGGCUUGUUAAUAAUAGUUUAUUGCAUUUCAACAACCUGGAGUGGUUGACUUCUGUUGGUAAACAUCUUCAGUUUUACAGAGCCUUUGGAUGGACUCCACCGAUAUUUGCACAUUUACCUUUACUUUUGAACAAGGAUGGAAGCAAGCUUUCUAAAAGACAAAAUGAUAUCACAGUAGAACAUUUUAAGGUGCUGGGACAUCAAGCUGAUGCUGUUUUAAACUUGAUAACAUUUUGUGGAUCAGGAUUUGAGAACAAUCGUCAAAUACGCAGUUUAUCUGGGAUGAUAAAGGAGUUUUCAGUGGAGCGAGUCACACAGCACUCAGCUGUUCUUGAUAUGGAUCUACUGGACUAUAUUACACAGCAACAAAUACUGAACUCAUGUAAAGAUUCUGUGGGAAUGCAAAGAUUGGCAGCAGAAUUGAAACACUUAGUAGAAGAUACUUAUACAGAUAGGGUAACUGAUGAUGUUCUUGCUGAAAAUUACCUGCAGAAUAUUAUACAACAUAGAAAGCAUCACAUAAACAGGUUGUCUGAUCUUACAAGUGCUAAAAAUCAAUUUUUAUGGUUAUCACCGGAUAUAAAAUUAGAAGAAUUACAUCGAUUUACCCAACAACCAGAGAGUGUAUUGAGAUUAUUGCUUGAAGAAUUACAGAAACUAACAACUGUGGAAUGGCAAGCUGAAUAUCUUGUUGCUAAGUUACAGUAUUUAUGCACCAAACACCAACUAAUACCAUUCUCUAAAAUGAUGGCAAUGCUACGAUACAGUCUGACAGGUGCCAAGGAGGGUCCUGGAGUGGUGGAUAUUAUGCAAAUGUUGACAAAAGAGAAAACAUUGGAAAGACUUAACUCCCUAAUCCUCCAAGCAUGAUAAGCAUGUCAUUUUAGCUCACUUGUUUUAGUUCUGAUUUUGAUAUAAGUAAGAAAAUAAUGGUCUUAAAAUAUCAUUAUCUGUCUCAACAUCUCAUUAUCAAUGUUAUUACCGAUGGAUCGUUAACCAGUACAUAUGCCUGGUAUCAUUUAUUUCUGAAAUGUAAACUAUCAAAUUUAUAGUCGCGCCAAAAUAAACAAAAUUUCUACAUAA